ACAUGUGAGAUGCAAAGCAUAUAUGAGAAAGGGGAAUAUGAUUUAUAAAUGUGGCACUACAUGACGUUGCUCCCUACUGUACCAAUGACAAGUCACCAUUUUCUACCACCAACAAUAUCAACAUAUGGGUUGGGUUGGGUCCCUAUUGUCCAUUCUACACAGAGAACUAACUAGUAGACAAUUCAACUUGUGUACCACCACCAAUCAUCAUACUCCACAAACACAGUAAUUGAGCCAAACACUUGAAGCUCAACCAUGGCUUCUUUACUUCAUUCUACACCUCCCCUUUCUCACAAUCAAUACUCUUCAUCUUCUUCACCUCAUUCUUGUCAGUCUUUUCCAUGCCAUCUUCCAGCAAGGAGCAAGAAAAGUACUCAAAGUUAUGAUAGCAAGAGGAGCUUAGUUUGCCAGUCUGGUGUUGAUGAGGUCACUUUUACUGAGCCACCUGGUAGUAGCAAAGAAGAUAAAGCUCAGCUUAUUGCCUCUCUCAAACUCAAGUUAUUGAGUGCUGUUUCUGGGCUAAAUAGAGGUCUUGCUGCAAGUGAAGAUGACCUGAAGAAGGCAGAUGAGGCUGCUAAGGAGCUAGAAUCUUGCGCAGGAGCUGUAGAUCUUGCAGCUGAUCUUGAUAAACUUCAAGGGAGGUGGAAACUGAUUUACAGCAGUGCAUUCUCAUCUCGUACUCUUGGUGGAAGUCGUCCUGGACCCCCUACUGGAAGACUUCUUCCCAUUACUCUUGGUCAGGUAUUUCAAAGAAUUGAUGUACUAAGCAAGGAUUUUGACAACAUAGUGGAGCUCGAAUUAGGUGCUCCCUGGCCUUUACCGCCAGUUGAAGUGACUGCCACUUUAGCCCACAAAUUUGAAUUGACAGGAACAUCUACGAUUAAGAUUACAUUCGAGAAAACUACAGUGAAGACAACCGGAAACUUAUCACAGCUGCCACCAUUAGAGGUGCCUCGCAUACCGGAUCAGUUCAGGCCACCAUCAAAUACAGGAAGUGGCGACUUUGAAGUUACCUACAUCGAUUCAGAUACACGUGUUACAAGGGGAGACAGAGGAGAGCUUAGAGUUUUCGUUGUCUCAUAAGUUUGGCUGCAAUAAAUAUAGUUUUCCUACAAUGGUUUGUUGCUACAAUUUCAUGUAACAACAUAUCAAAUGUGUAGAUAUGUUUCAACAUUAUUCUGCAACUGAAAAAAUAUAAUUUGUAUGCAGUAUAUUUGAUGUGUGACUA
Messenger RNA from Capsicum annuum, 1228 nucleotides. RefSeq names its product plastid-lipid-associated protein 6, chloroplastic. The transcript is spliced from 4 exons. Bases 256 to 1083 code for a protein of 275 amino acids. Lineage: Eukaryota; Viridiplantae; Streptophyta; Magnoliopsida; Solanales; Solanaceae. The record is from RefSeq and is a predicted model, not a curated record.